This is a messenger RNA of Diprion similis, 1275 nucleotides long. Its product is annotated as testis-specific serine/threonine-protein kinase 4-like. Gene Ontology annotation, cellular component: cytoplasm. The record is from RefSeq and is a predicted model, not a curated record. Gene Ontology annotation, biological process: protein phosphorylation; microtubule cytoskeleton organization; intracellular signal transduction. Gene Ontology annotation, molecular function: tau-protein kinase activity; ATP binding; protein serine/threonine kinase activity. NCBI's taxonomy places the organism in Eukaryota, Metazoa, Arthropoda, Insecta, Hymenoptera, Diprionidae. The transcript is spliced from 6 exons. The coding region runs from base 1 to 1275 and encodes 424 amino acids.
AUGAGAACUGACAUUACUGAAAGUUCUUCGUAUAAAAAACUACUCCUUUUUCCGCAGACGACACUUGAGAUCGGCUUUAUAAUGGCCGCGGUACCAAUAGUGGAACCAAAAUCGAGCCUAGCCAAUGCUGGAAUAGGUACAGCUAACGCAAAGGACAGUGAAAAAACUGAUCGCAAAUUGACCGUUCUAGAAACACAUGGUUACGCUUUGGGAAAAACGAUCGGCGCUGGCUCGUACGCGACUGUAAAGGUUGCUAAAUCCGAGCGCCAUGAUUGUCAAGUCGCAAUCAAGAUAGUUUCGAAGUUUCAGGCACCUGGGGAUUAUCUAAAAAAAUUUCUACCCAGAGAAAUCGAAGUCGUCAAGGGAUUGAAACACUCAAAUUUAAUUAGAUUUCUGCAGGCAAUCGAAACGACGCACAGGGUUUACAUCGUUAUGGAAUUCGCCGAUAACGGAAGCCUGCUUGACGUCAUACGUCGCGAUUCUUACAUAGAUGAGACACGCAGCCGUCGUUGGUUUCGACAACUGAUAGACGCCGUGGAUUAUUGCCAUGAACGGGGCGUAGUGCACAGGGAUAUAAAAUGUGAAAAUUUGCUGAUGGACUACGAUUUCAACAUAAAACUAUCGGAUUUUGGAUUUGCUCGCGGUCACAUGAAACCGAAAAACGGAAUUGCCCCUCUGAGCGAAACUUUCUGCGGUAGCUACGCCUACGCCUCGCCAGAAAUCUUGAAAGGGAUACCAUACCAGCCGCAAUUAUCGGACAUUUGGUCUAUGGGUGUAGUAUUGUACGCGAUGGUUUACGGCAGACUUCCGUUCGACGAUACAAACUACGCCCAACUCGUUAAGCAAGUUCAGAACAAAGUUACCUUUCCGAAAGAUCCGAAGAUUUCUACAGCAUGCCGAGCUCUUAUCACUCGCAUAUUGGCGCCCCAACGCUCGAGGCUUCGUAUUGCGAUGAUAAGAAACGACGCUUGGCUAGCAGCUUCGGUUUCCGUCGCGCAGACAUCGACGGUGGAUAAUUCGUCGGACAGUUUGCCAACCGCUUCGAUAAAAGGGAUGAAGAUAUCAUCGGAAAGAAAUCAACGCGUGGCCACACCACCGAAACUUUUGACCAAGGAGAUACUCUCUGCGAAGCAAAGAAAUAUCAGGGAUCCUAGAACCGAUGAGGAAACUCCGAUCUCCGACCACGAAUCCGCGACGAAUUCUUCAAACUACAGCAUCCCCGCGACUACAGAUGAAAAGGGAAAAUCGAAGAUGCGAGAGCGGGGCCUCGAAUAA